AUGAGCAAACAGUUCUUCUACAAGAGACAGAUAAGAAUUAUUGGCAGAUGUGUAGAUCUGGUGGUUUGUGCAACUCUAAUGAUGGGUGUAUGGUGUGUGAAUGCGGCUAAUGACAGCCAGGCGUCUUGCCAUGCAAUGACAGGUACUCUGAAAGGCCUCUUCAAGCUUUAUCCUUCGAUGGAGAUGAACAGAAAGGACCAGAGUUGCCUUUUGGAUGAUGAGAUUGUUCAAGUCGCUGGGAUGUAUAAUAUAAACGCACCGGAUCGAUACAUUAAUGCCUCAAAACUACAUGUGGAUGCCACCGAGAUGCAUCUGGCUGCUCUUCAAAAGGUCUCUAAGAUUACCGCCCGUGGAAUUAAGUUGGCCGGUCCGUUGUGUAAUCCGUUGGUCUUUGCUGUGCUGCUGAAGCAAUUACUACUUGUUGCUGAGAUAAAUGAAGUAUACUUCAAUAUUACAAACCCCCUGAGCAUCAACUGCCUUUGUGACUCUAUUGAAAUAUCCCCAAAUGACCAAACUCGUCUAUUGGCUAAGCCGCCUGUUAAGAUCUCCGUAGUGGAUGACCAGAUUGAGCUAUGCUCUGUUCUAGCCAAAAUCUACCAGUUUGCGCAGGUUCAAUUCUUGGGGAUCAGCACUAGCAAUGAGAAGUUAGUCUGGGGUCGCCCUAUCCACUGGGUCGAUUGCUUUUCACUUGUGCUGACAACUGACUAUCCCCGAAGCUGCGACAUUGAUGCCCUACUGUACGGAUGUGCAUCUUUCAUCUGCAAAAGCUUCACUAUCCAGAGCUAUACUACACAAGGCCUACAAGCAUCGGCUCAAGAAAUAGACAAAAUGAUCAAUGGCGGUAUCUUCGGACAUUUAUUACAGACCAACAGAAUAUGUGAAUUGGCCCUAGAGUACCUGUUUUUCCUCUAUCUAUGCAUGGUUGUUGAUCAAGGAACGACUAUUCGCACUACUAUGGAUUUAAUAAUUCAGCAUCCUCCCUUUGCAAACGACUUUGUCAGAUCGCCCUACAUUAAACGGGGUCUAUUGCAGCUUACGGCGAACGAUGCCCGUAGCAAGUUUACAGAAGACUAUUUGAAAAUGCGCCUCAGUGAAUCCUGUAUCGAAGUAUCAUCGGUCAAAAUACUUGUUGAGCACGGCUUAUAUGAUUUAAAUUAUAUGGGAGAACCAGUCUCAGUUGAUACCGACUGCUUAGAGGACUUCAGCAGUUGUAUUAGGCCAUUUGUGUCGGUGCUAAACUCUACGCCACCUUUGGUGGCUUUUGUAAACCAUCCGCAUCUAUCGCUUUGCCAAGCCCUAUAUUGGGCGGCUGACCAACAAGGCACAGAUACUCAAGAAGCACGGCUCAUUGUCAGUGGCUACCUUUAUAACUCGACUGAAUCGUUUUGUACGAGCCAGCAUGCAUUAGAAAAGUAUCUAAUAACUCUGCCGACUAUUCUGGGUGGUCUUCCUAAAGACCAGGCAUAUCCAGAAUUGGCACUGGCUGCGCUGGUCGUGCAAAUGUCAAAUGUAUACAAGACUCACCCCGUGCCGAUACAAUAUGUUAAUAUCACAUCUGUACGUAUAUCCACCUCAAAUGGCCUUAAGACCUUGUUUUCCUUAUUUGAGCACCUCCCAGACACGGCGGAGAUCGUUAUUGAUAGCUGUUUUUGGCCCGCCCUGGAUAUAACACCCCCUGUUAGGAUCAAGGCCCGCCUAGUUUGCUUUAUAGACUGUAGUAGCACCAUAGUUUGGCACUUUUUGAAAUGUUGUGAUUUGGUGAAUGAAGAUGUAGGAAUCUACCUUAGUGGUGAUUACGAUUCGUGGGUUGCCACUGCUAGCAACAACCAUGGGGUUCUAGACAGAGUUAAGAAUCAAGUGUAUUGGGAGUAUUCUAACUAUAUCCAAAGCCAAAACUUCGCCCGGCAAUGGCGGGAUCUUAGUGACUCUACCGAACUUAUUAGGCUGUGGAUCAAUACGAAACAAACAACGUUCCGUUUUUCCAUAACAUUCUUGGUUUCGUUCUUGCGUAUGUGCGAUGAGGCCCAAAUGAGUGGUUUAGUGCCCAAAGUAGUAGAUCACUUGCGGCCAUUUAUGCGGUUUUGCUUUCGCCGUCUAGAAGUUUACAUCUCUGACUCCUUCAGUGAACUCUUAAAUCAGGACCUCGCCCGACUUGUUGCAACCCCUAAAGAAUGCAUAUCGCCCCCGCCAACGAUCUCUUGUAAGUUGAUGUGGGCGCCUUCCUUAAAAUGGAAUCCCAACGCGUCUAAUGACCCUAUUUCCCUCUCGAUAGAUGAAUACUCGCCAAAAUAUCUGAUCCCUUAUUCCUUACUAACACAAUUAGUAACGCCUAUUUUACGCUGGCUUCGAACUCGUUUCCCGGGACUCAACUGGCUUGAUGUUCGGUCGACUAAACACUUUAACCAUGCUGAUUUUAUGGGACUGUUUGCUGUUACUAAGAAUACUCUCAUUAUCAACCACCCAUCUGAACAUAUCGGCAAUGAAGGGCUCGGUAUGGCUAUGAUUGCCGGCUCUCAGACAAGCAUAACCAUGUAUGCCUGUAAUUAUAGCCUCGAUUCUUGUCUAAACAACAAAACUUGGUCGGACUCUUUGUAUCCCUAUUGUCUCUCUCUAUCCCUCUGUAAUUUGAUUCAAGCAAAGGACCUGCAAGCCAUUGCUUGUCUGAAUGCCCGGGAUCGCCAAACAGUCCAGAAAUUGAAAGACUUGUCUGAACAUACUAUAUUAUGGGGCCGCUGCUCAAUUUGCAACAAGCCAUAUCAGCCUGCAACCCCAACCACAACAGCUAGUUUAAAUGGACCUUGCGUGUUAUUUGUUGCUAUUGACCGUGCUAUCUGCGCUCACUGCAUCUUGGACUUCAAGCGCUUGCCAGGCAUGCUCUAUACGCAACCAAUCACCAAGCAUGACCUGGGCCAAAAGGAAGACGUUGCGGUUAAAUAUACUAGUUCUGCUAACCCUGCUACAAUCACUGACACCUUUUCAUUACCGCCAACUAUGCCACUGGAGCAUAUAUUCCUAAUCAGCUCUCAGCACACCCUAAAGGAGAUUAUAUUAGAGACCUAUAACAUGCUGCCCGUGGAAGAAGUUGAGAAGUUUAGUGGAAGAGAGCAGGACCCCCAAGUUAUCGAGCUAACGCAAACUUUCCAAACAAUAUUGUCUUUGAACGCCUAG
Messenger RNA from Nematocida homosporus, 3168 nucleotides. RefSeq lists its product as uncharacterized. The transcript has a single exon. The record is from RefSeq and is a predicted model, not a curated record. NCBI's taxonomy places the organism in Eukaryota, Fungi, Microsporidia. Bases 1 to 3168 code for a protein of 1055 amino acids.